Messenger RNA from Helicoverpa armigera (cotton bollworm), 2871 nucleotides. RefSeq lists its product as uncharacterized. The transcript is spliced from 3 exons. Gene Ontology annotation, biological process: regulation of synaptic transmission, cholinergic; positive regulation of voltage-gated potassium channel activity; sleep. The record is from RefSeq and is a predicted model, not a curated record. Lineage: Eukaryota; Metazoa; Arthropoda; Insecta; Lepidoptera; Noctuidae. Bases 120 to 563 code for a protein of 147 amino acids.
UUUUUAAUCUGUCCUCAAAGUUCUUAACCGACAACAACCGCCAGGAAAGUUUGUUGAUUUUAGUUAUUUUAUCAGUGCAGAAAUUAAAAGAAAUACAUCAAUUCCUAACCAAUAUCAACAUGUGCACCAGUUUAAGAUAUUUUAUAUAUGCCUGCAUCGUCCUGAACGUAGUGCCUUACGUUUUCAGUAUAAAAUGCUGGAAUUGCCGGUCAAGUAACGAUCCUAAAUGCGCCGAUCCAUUCGACAACAGCACCGUGCCGAUCACUGAUUGUAAACAAGAAAAAGGAUUGUCGCAUUUACCGGGAGUCAGACCAUCAAUGUGCCGCAAAAUUAGACAAAAAGUAAAUGGAGAAUGGCGGUACUUCCGUGACUGUGCUUAUUUGGGUGAAGUUGGUAUCCAAGGCGAUGAGAGAUUCUGUCUUAUGAGGACUGGUACUUACAACAUCUUUAUUGAAUAUUGCACAUGUAACAGUAAAGAUGGGUGUAAUGGAUCAUCAGCGUUGAACCCGUUAUCAUUAUUUUUUGUUUUAUCUGCCUCUGCUAUUCUUAAGUGGUUAUUCUAAUUCAUAAGUUUUAAAAUGGAACAUCAACUAUGAAAGGAAAUUGGGCGUUCCUGGGUUAUCAGCGGCCAGCCAUGAAAUCGGUAUCAAACGAUAGCGCUAGUAAUUAGAAAUAACUUCUACUAAGGGUGUUAACCCAUGGGACAUUUAAGAAAAAAGUUAUUCGCAUUCAAAAAUGAAUGAGCGAAGACGUUUAUUAUUCGCAGUUUGUGAUAACUUAAUUCUGAGCUUUUUAAAUGCUUUUAAUCCCUUGUUCAGAUACAAGAUAGCUAUUUCUAAUCAAUCCUCAUUAUGUAAUAUAGGUGUUUGAAAGUUUUUUUUUUUGUUUUUGUACUUGUAUGGAAAGGAGGUCACUUCAAGCUGUGCUUAUAUGUAUAGUUCCAGCUGUGUUUGUACAUCUUGGACAGUUGUUAUGAGUAAUCAAAAGCAAAUUAAGGCUUACCUAGUAACUGGGUUCUUUUACAUUAAGUGCCAGAAAAGUUCAGAUUGAAAACAGUGGUUAUAGGACGAUGCCUACAUCUGUUGAUACCAAAAUUAUCGCUGGGCACUGAUAGCCCAGAGACCAUAGAAACUUAUCCAUUCUCUUUUAUGUUUUUUUACUGCAAUAAUUUAUGUAAAGCAAUAGUUUUUCUAAUAACUGUUCAGUUAUAUCUGUGCCUUAAAAAAAUUAUAAAGUUUUAAUUUAAUAGAACAAAUACAUAUUAACAAAAUAUAUUGUACAAUAUAUUUUUCUAACUUAGGUACCUAUCAGAUAUAUUUUGUAAGAUUGCAGCUUGCAUUUAUUACUGAAAAAUUUGAAUACCUUAAUUGAAUCUCUUAAUGUGUUUUUUUAUCAUAAAAUAUUAUUUUAGUUUAUAUAAUUAUAAAUGUAAGUGUACAGAGUUAAUAUUUUCCAAGUGAUUUUUUGUAAUUAUUUUAGUAUUCACUAUACCAUGUCAAAACCCCAAUGAUUUUUUUAUGAAAACGGCAUCACAUAUCUAGAGGUGUACUAAAAUGUAUACCAGAACAUGAAAUUAACAUAUGGGACAUUCUGUUGAUAAAAAGUUAAAUUUAACUUUAAUGUACUAAGAAUUUAUUGUAGCUCUAUCGAUUGGUAUAUUUAAAAUCUCGAUAUAUUUGUCCAAGACAAAUGUACUAACGUACUCUUCUUACUAAUAAUAUGUCCUAUUUUUAACAUAAAGUAAAAAAGUUAAAGUAUGUAUUGAGAAAUGCAUAAUUAUUUUAAUUUUGUUAUCCAAUAUCAGGUUAUCGAGAAUAAGUUAUAGUUUCCCAUAACUUUGCUAUAAGAGCAGAUUAUUAUUCUUAGAUAAAGGAACAGAAUUGGCCCUUUUGCAAUCAUACGCCCAUAUUGUGUGCUUUGACUUUACGAAAAGAAAGUUCGUUUUGUAUAAUAUUAUGUUAAUUAUGGCAAGUGAAAGUUUUUAUGACAACACAAUUCACCAUGGUGAGUUUCUAUGUUGUGUUUAUAAACAAAACCUUAUUAUGUAACAGUGAAAAUAACCAUAGACAUGUACCUACAAAGUUAAGGUUGUAUAUGUAUGUAUAAAUGUGUCGGUAUGUUCUUAUACAUUGAUAUAAUGCUUCUUAUAAGCUUAUUUUAUAUGUUGCACUUAGAUUUAAAGACUGAAUCCCGUCCAUGUAUAGUAUAAAACAAUUUUAGAAUGUUGACAUGAAUUAUAUACAAUUUUCGUAUAAAAUAAGCUGUUUUAUUAUUAUGUAAUUUAAUGUAAUCAAUCAACACCUCAGAUGCACGGAGCCAUUUAUGAGUGGUUAAAAUUUUAGAAAAUAAAAUACAGUGUCUAUUGGAAUUGCAUAAUAUGGGAAUUAAAACAAACAAACAUGAAUAUUUAUGAUAAAAUUUAUUAAUUAAACAACAUCAGAAUUUAUUUACGCGGUGUUUUCUAUAUUUUUUGAGAAUCAAUGCUGUCAAUUUUACACGCUUAUUAAUAACUUUUUUAUGUCAUUUUGCACAAAUAAGGCACUUCUAAGCAUAAGUGCGAACAUUAAACUGCUUGAUAAAUCAGCAAAUUGUGUUAGUACAUGCUUUUACUUAUUAUUAACUUAAAAUAAUGUAGACAUUGUAUUUAGAAUAUUUACAGUUAAAAUAUCUCCUUAACCAGUAAGUGAGAACAAUCUAGAAUAUAUUAAUAUCAGUGUGUGAGAGAGAAUAUAACUUACAUAAUAAGUUUCAGCUUUAUAGGUAAAAUAGAAGGGAGAAACAUUGACGAUAAAACGAGAACAACUAUUUUCAUAGUUUUUAGAGCCAGAAAAGUGAAAAGGUAAAGCAAACUACAAAUUAGUUAAGACCGCC